Molecule: messenger RNA, 1066 nt
Organism: Daphnia pulicaria
Lineage: Eukaryota; Metazoa; Arthropoda; Branchiopoda; Diplostraca; Daphniidae
Product: AH receptor-interacting protein-like
Exons: 7
Coding region: 135-953 (272 amino acids)
Molecular function (GO): peptidyl-prolyl cis-trans isomerase activity; protein binding
Source: RefSeq, a predicted model, not a curated record
UCUGCUGUCAUAACAAACGGAUAAACAGUUAUUGAUCCUGCUCAUCAUAGGCUCAUCACUGGAAAUUGUAUACCUGUUGUGACACUCAUGUGCACAUUGAUUUUGCAAUUCAAGAAAAAGAAACAACGGAGAAGAUGACGCUUCUGACCAACGCUUCUGAAUUCCCAGCCGACACCAAAGUGAGGUUUCAUUUUGUCGCACAACUCAUAACCAGAAAUCCUGAUGAAGAAAUUGUACUGGGCAAAGUCAUUGAUGACAAUCGCAAUUACACCCAGCCCAUUGAAAUAUUGAUUGGCAAGAAAUUCAAACUGGAAGUGUGGGAAACGAUGGUCCAGGCAAUGGCUGUCAACGAAGUGGCAGAGUUUUAUGUAGACAAAACUCUCUGCUUGACCUACACUUUGGUUGCCAAAACACUACGAGAUGCCUACUCCAAAGACAAGCCUAAAACCCAAACGUGGCAGAUGGACGAAAACGAGAGAAUAAACGCUUUACCCAGAUUGAGACUAGAGGGAAAUGAGUUAUACCAGGAAAAAAAGAAUUCUGAUGCAUCCAAGAUUUACGCUCAGGCAAUAGGCAUCAUUGAACAACUGCAGCUCAAGGAAAAACCAGGAGAACAAGAAUGCCAAGCUUUGGCUGAUAUGAAGAUACCUUUCCUACUCAACUACUCUCAGUGCCAAUUAUUGAUGGGGAAUCACUACGAAGUCAUCGAACAAUGUUCCCAAGUUUUGUUUCAGCAGCCUAACAAUGUCAAAGCAAACUUUAGGAGGGGCAUGGCACACUUAAACACCUGGAAUCCGACAGAAGCUAAAAAUGAUUUUGAGAAAGCAGCUCUUAUUGACCCUUCACUGGCCAAAACCGUCCAGCAACAACUCAGCGAGCUAGAAGAAAUGAUAAAAGAGAAAAACAAGUCAGAUAAAGCCAGGCUAAGUCAAGCAUUUGGAAGUAAAACAUAAUAAAUCAGUCAAAUCAACCAUUCAAAAACUUAAUUGUUAAUCAAUAAACAUUUGACUGGGAAAAAGCCAUGACAUAUCUAGCAAUCAUAAAUUAUAUCAUGUGUCUUUCUUUA